AUGGAGGCGCUGCGGGCGGCGGGGCGCGCCGUGCUGCGGAGCCCGCGCCUCGCCCGGCACAGCCUGGGGCUCCGCCGGCGGCGCAAGCUUCCUGAGAGCUGGGCUGAUAUGCAGGAGCCGCUGCUUGAGGGGAUGUGCUUCACACUCAAGUAUCUAGGGAUGACACUGGUAGAGAAACCCAAAGGAGAAGACAUGGCGGCUGCUGCCAUCCGCAGGAUUGUGGCCACGGCACGGGUAGGAGCUCGCAAGUUCCAGAAAGUGAUUCUGACGGUGUCUCCGAGGGGAAUCUCGCUGCAGGAUGCGGACACAAAGGAGAUGGUUGAGAACAUCUCCAUUUACAGGAUCUCCUACUGCACAACAGACAAGCUGCAGAACAAAGUCUUUGCUUACGUUGCCCAGAGCCAGCAGAGUGGGGCACUGGAGUGCCAUGCCUUCCUCUCACCCAAGAAAAAGAUUGCCCAGGCUGUGACUCUGACCGUGGCCCAGGCCUUCCAGAUGGCACUGGAUCUCUGGGAAGCAGCACAUGCAGGCUCUAGGCAGGAACAGCCCCUUCACCCUUCAUGUGUCUUGGAGAGCAGUGAGCCCGGCAGACCAAGUGAGCCAGCCCCCCCGGGAAGCCCUCCCUUCAGACACCAGUUUGGGGAGGAGGAAGAGGAGGAGGAAGAUGAUAACAUCGGAGAAACCUUGUCUGGCAGCAUGGAGGAGCUGGAGAGGGGAGCCCACGGCCCAGCAGAGUCAACACAUCUUGUGCCCAGAGCAAGCUCUGCUACUGCCCAGCUCCUGUGCUACCGCUUGGGGCAACCCCCAGACAGCUGGAAGGGGCUUAGAGGGGUUGGAGACCUCCCCACAGCUGGCCCCAGAGCUCCUGGCUCCAAGACUCCCCUGGGCUAAGCCGAAUCUCCACAGCCGUGGACCAGCCACUCAGGGUUCACCCUGUGCCUGCACUCGGGCCAGACAGUGCCUGCCCUUGCCCUCUCACUGCCCACCUGGCAGGGGGUCUGCUGGCACCGUUGCCACGCAGUGCACAGGCUGCGACACCCACUCCUUGUCCUGCUCUCCGCCUGCAUGAACCGCCUCAAGCCGCAGCCGCUCCCCGCUCAAGGGGACAGUGCUUCUCGCUCUGCCCGCGCCCUUGGAGCCACCCCAGAGCCAUCCUGGUGCUCUGAGCCUGCAGAUGCAGCCAGUGUGCUCAGGACUGCACCCAGCCUGACCUCGCUUGUUUCUUCCACCUUGCUCCUUAUGCUGGCAGCUGGGGACCAGCCGAGGCUGAGCUGCCUCCUGGAGAUGGUGGAGGACUUGCUCAGCACGCGUGACCCUCAGGGAGCAAUAGCUCUGUGCCUGGAGGAGUGAGGAAGGCCUCACUCCUGCAGUGCAGCCCCCACACCCUCUCAUGAGUGAAAUGUGCUGUUUUUUAAAGGAAAGCCCUGCCUUUGUAAGGAAAUAAACUGAGUUUUUUACUGUUA
This is a messenger RNA of Apus apus (common swift), 1463 nucleotides long. RefSeq names its product low density lipoprotein receptor adapter protein 1-like. The coding region runs from base 1 to 891 and encodes 296 amino acids. Lineage: Eukaryota; Metazoa; Chordata; Aves; Apodiformes; Apodidae. The record is from RefSeq and is a predicted model, not a curated record. The transcript has 9 exons.